GGUCGUGAUAGUCGGGACGGGUCGUUAAGGGGGAGGUCAUGAUGUCCGGGGCGGGUUGCGGGCCGUGGCUGCGUCCAGUGAGCCCGCAGCUUGGAUCCUCUCGGUCUCCUCGUGGCCUCGGCCGCAGAAGUGGCGUUUCCAGUCCCUGUGACCACCAGUGCUGAUGUCCAUAAUCCCUGCUUCCAACAAUAAUAUUUCGACUUACCUGUGCGUGUGCGUGCUGGUGAAGACACCUAAUGGUUGUUAUUAAGCAGAAGCAGGAGCAGGCGAUGAGGCCUUCUGGGACACAAGGGAACACUGCUGUUUCAUAGUCAGCUCACCGCCCGCCAGGAUGCCUCCGUCAUUCCCUGCAAAGCUCCCCUCCAGCAGGCCCCUGAUCAGGAGGAGGAGGUUGAUGAGGCUUUCCAUAAGCAACUGGAUGUAGCGUCACGUUCCCAGGUGCUGGUGCUUAUGGGAGACUUCAAUUAUCCAGAUGUUUGCUGGACGACCAACAUGGCCAGGCACGCGCAGUCCAGACGGUUCCUGCAGUGUGUUGAAGACAACUUUCUGAUGCAGGUGGUGGAGGAACCGACGCGGGGAGGGGUGUUACUGGACCUUAUUCUCACCAACAAGGAAGGACUUGUUAAGGAAGUAAAGGUUGGGGGCAGCUUGGGUUGUAGUGAUCAUGAGAUGGUGGAGUUCAAGAUCCUGAGUGGAAGAAGCAAAGCAAAAAGUAGGAUUGCUACCCUAGACUUUAGGAGAGCCAACUUCGAUCUCUUCUGGGACCUACUUGGAGCUAUCCCGUGGGCUAGGGUGUUAGAAGGUAAGAGGGCCUCUGAGAGCUGGUCAGCAUUUAAACCACUCUUCUUCCAAGCUCAGGAUCAGUGCAUCCCUGUGAGCAAGAAAUUGGGAAAAAGAGGCAAGAGACCUGUGUGGAUGAGCAAGGAGCUCAUGCGCAAGCUCAAAGGAAAGAAGAAGGUCCAUGAAAUGUGGAAAAAGGGUCUGACCACUUGGGAAGAAUAUAGGAAUGUAGUCACGGCCUGCAGAGAUGCGACGAGAAAGGCUAAAGCCUGCCUGGAAUUGAAUCUGGCUAAAGUGAUAAAGGAUAAUAAAAAAGGCUUCUUCAAGUAUGCUAACAGCAAAAGGAAAACCAAAGAGAAUGUGGGCCCCUUACUAAGUGAGGGAGCGGUUCUGGUAACGGGGGAUGCUGAGAAGGCAGAGAUACUGAGUGCCUUCUUCACUUCUGUUUUCAGUGAAAAGGCUCUCCCUCAGGUUUCCCACACCCUGGAGGAUAGUGAGAGGGUCUGGGGAAUGGGAGACUUCCCUUUAGUCAGGGAAGAGGUGGUCCAUGAGCGCCUAGGCAGUACUAAGGUCCACAAGUCCAUGGGACCUGAGGGGUGCAUCCAUGUGUGCUGA
Molecule: messenger RNA, 1395 nt
Organism: Centrocercus urophasianus (Greater sage-grouse)
Lineage: Eukaryota; Metazoa; Chordata; Aves; Galliformes; Phasianidae
Exons: 3
Coding region: 451-1395 (314 amino acids)
Source: RefSeq, a predicted model, not a curated record